CGUUGCUUCGCUGUAGCGUCGGUGCCCGACUUGGCGGUGUGUAAACUUUCUGGCCGAGGCGUGCGGGGGGGCCGAGGCGGAUCGUCUGAGGAGGGGGGCUGACAGUCUGACUCCAGAGGGUCCCUUUUACGAAGUUAAAAGGGUCUCAGGGGAGGAACAUGCCACCAAAGAGAAAGACCGCUUCUUCAAGCCAGGCGGGUGGCAAGAAGGUGAAGCAGGAGUCAGAAGCAGCCCAGCCAAAGGAUGCGUUCGCCUCUGCCAAGGAGGCCCUCAUGGCUGCCAGUUCACAGCCCACGGGCAAGAGAAAGGUCGACGAGCACUGCGAGCUGUCCGGGGCCGCAGAGGUAUAUGAAGACUAUGACUGCAUGCUCAACCAGACCAACAUCGGAAAUAACAACAACAAAUUUUAUGUCAUACAAGUUCUUAAAGAAAGCAGUCACUACUAUUGCUGGAAUAGAUGGGGCAGAGUGGGAGAAACGGGCCAGUCCAAACUCUCCUCCGGUUUUGAUAACCCUGAGGCGGCUGUGAAGGACUUUGAGAAGAAGUUCAAAGAUAAGACAAAGAACAAUUGGAAGGAUCGUGUGAACUUCGUGUCCCACUCUGGGAAGUACACCCUGAUAGAGGUUGAUGGAAUGCAGGACGCUGAGGUUAAGGUGGACAGUGUCGACGGGAAGAAUAUCAAAGUCACCAAAAAUGUCCUUCCGUGCACCCUUGACGCUCCUACUCAAGAUCUCAUCAAGCUCAUCUUCAGCAAUGAUAUGUUCAAAGAGGCAAUGGAGUGUAUGAACUUAGACAUAAAGAAGAUGCCUUUGGGCAAGCUUAGCAAGUUACAGAUUGCGAAGGGUUUUGGGGUCCUGGAGGAGAUUGAGGCAGCGAUGAGCAAAAGAAGCAGGAGCACCGGUCUGGAGGAGCUGUCUUCAAAGUUCUUCACCACUAUCCCCCACAACUUUGGCCGGAACCGGCCGCCAACCAUCGACACCAAAGAGAUUGUGGAGAGCAAGAAAGAGAUGCUUAUGGUGUUGGCUGACAUUGAGCUUGCCCAGACACUGAAGUCGGAGACAGAAAAGGCUCAGGAGGAGAUGGUGGAGACAGUUCCUCACCCUCUGGACCAAGACUACAACUCGCUGAAAUGCGAGCUGAAUUUACUUGGGAAAGAUACAGAUGAGUUUAAGGUUAUUGAUAAAUACUUGAAAGCAACCGCAUGUGACUACAGACACCCGAAAAUUGUCAAUGUGUGGAAAAUUGACAGAGAGACAGAGGAGGAACGAUUCAGCGAGCAUCACGAUCUGGAGAACCGACGUCUCCUGUGGCACGGCACUAACAUAGCGGUGGUAGCGGCCAUUCUGAAGAGCGGUUUGCGGAUCAUGCCCCAUUCGGGUGGCCGUGUUGGUCGUGGCAUCUACUUUGCUUCCGAAAACAGCAAGUCUGCGUCAUAUGUGCGCACCUCCAAAAACACCGGAGUGAUGUUUCUGAACGAGGUAGCCCUGGGUAAGGAGCACACCAUCACCAGAGACGACUGCUCCUUAAAAACGGCUCCUGCUGGCUUUGAUUGUGUGGUGGCGCGAGGGACAGUAGAACCAGACCCUUCUAAGGACACCUUUAUAACUCUGGAUGGGAAGAAGGUCUCCGUGCCUCAAGGCAAACCCGUACAGCAGCCCGAGUUCUCAGAUAGCUCCUUCAGCAGCAGCGAGUACCUCAUCUACAAAGAGAAUCAGUGUCGCAUGCGCUUCCUCCUGGAACUGAGGAUGUAGCCGUUCACGAGCCGGACCCAGGCGCAGGUCUCGAUAGAACGAGUAAUCCAUUACAUUUUAAUGGCUCUUUACAAAGCUGGGCUUCACGGUUUCAUGGUAUUCAUACUGUAACAGUUUUUGAACUUGAGUAGUUUUCAGAGAUGACUCGCACUUCUCAUGCAUACUGUAUGCAUCAAAAUCUUACAUUUUCCGCUUGCAGUCAAAAUUGGUUGGAUGAAAGCAACUGUUAAAUUGCAGUUUGUUCCUAUGCUGUACGUUGGCUCUGCCCUUACAGUAUCUUCUCCUUGAUCUUUAGUUUGUUUCUGUUCAGAUUACAGUCUGGGAAGACUUGUAUAAAUCCCCUGGAAACCUUGUGUGAGCAGGCUCAAAGCUUACUGCACAUACGCACUGUUUUCGUCUUUGGGGUGCUUUGCACUGUCACCCUUUUGCAUUUUGAGUCACCCUGUGCAAGUGUUGAUGCUAUUCCAAGCUUUUCCUUCUGAAAAGGAAUGGUUCAGGGUAAGUGGGAGAAUUUGUUGUUGAUCUUUCACCAUGCUUGUGUAGAGAUGGAACACUAUGUGCUGAAGUGUUGUUUACAAGAGAAAGAAGUGGAAUUUUUUGAGUCGCUGUUAAGCGCUGUAACAAACCUAGCAUUUUGAGGAGACGCCUAGAAGUGCUCUGAAAGUGCCUCUAUUGUGUGCACGUUAAUAAAUAGUAUCCUGUUGGAAUAUCUUUUCCCAAAUCUUCCAGUUGGAAUAUCUUUUCCCAACUCUUCCAGUUAUGUUAGAAAUAUCCCCAUUCAGUGUCGGUAAUGCGCCGAGUUCCUUUUAAAUGUCCUCAGCCUUGUUGCACUAACAUUACUUGAAACCAUGAAUCAAUAAUAAAAAAAAAAAGUUUUCGU
Lampris incognitus (smalleye Pacific opah) is the source of this 2631-nucleotide messenger RNA. RefSeq names its product poly (ADP-ribose) polymerase family, member 3 (gene parp3). Gene Ontology annotation, molecular function: NAD+ poly-ADP-ribosyltransferase activity. The record is from RefSeq and is a predicted model, not a curated record. Lineage: Eukaryota; Metazoa; Chordata; Actinopteri; Lampriformes; Lampridae. Gene Ontology annotation, cellular component: site of double-strand break. The transcript is spliced from 11 exons. Bases 159 to 1751 code for a protein of 530 amino acids.